GGACCGGAACUGACGUUAAAGGUGAAUGCAAUGCUUUGGGAGUGUUGCUAUUUUCCAGUUAUUCCGGUUGACUGUUCAAGUUGGAAGCUCGGAGGAAAAGCGUCCUAAUCGUGCGCAGAACAGGCCACACUGUGUUUUCGCUGUGCCCACGCUUGGGAGCCUAGACUUCAGGCAGAGAAGUGAAGAACAGAAAGAGGCAGAGAAGAAAGGCUGGGAACUUGACUGCCGACUGUGAUAUUUGAGACCGAGGGCACGUAAGCGCAAGCGCUGGCCUCUGAUUGGCCUGUGGGCGUCAUCGGAAACUCACACAAUUUCUUCGAUUGGUUGUUUUUCGCAAUUGUUGUGGCGGCGGCGAUUUUGCCCACGUACUUCCGAGCGAGGGGCGGGGCUGUCCUGGGGCGCUUGCGCAGAGCCUUGGGUCCCCACCCGGUAGUUCAAGAACCUGCGAGGGGGCGGAGCGAAGAGGUGCUUGUUUUGGUUCUGUUUCCUUUGAAGCAGAAGGCCGCAAUGGGAUACCAUUAAACUUGCUGAACUUGCAGAGAAGACUAAGACAAACUUGCAGCGGUGCCCUCGUAUUGGACUUAACAUCUGGCUCCUCCUCCGGGUGUGACCUGCGUACCGCCGAGAGUUCUGGAACCGGUGCUGCGAUCUCUUUAUCCGGGUCUUGCACUUCCCGUCGUGCUUCGCGCACUACUAAAGCCCCCCCCCCAAUCCGGGUUCUCUCCCGGCGUGCCUAGCGACGGGUUUGCUGGGGGGCACUCGGCAGUGCCGCCAUGACUAUUCUCCCCAAGAAGAAGCCACCGCCUCCCGAUGCCGACCCUGCCAACGAGCCACCGCCGCCCGGGCCGCUGCCCCCAGCGCCGCGGCGCGGCGGGGGUGUGGGCGUGGGCGGCGGCGGCCCGGGCGUGGGCGGCGGAGAUCGUGAUCGUGACUCGGGCGUCGUAGGGGCCCGUCCCAGGGCUUCACCACCACCUCAGGGCCCGCUACCGGGGCCGCCGGGUGCUCUUCACCGCUGGGCGCUGGCUGUGCCACCUGGCGCUGUAGCGGGCCCUCGGUCACAGCAGGCCUCUCCACCUCCUUGCGGGGGCCCUGGUGGUCCCGGCGGCGGUCCUGGUGACGCGCUAGGUGGAGCUGCGGCGGGGGUGGGCGCGGCGGGUGUGGUGGUGGGCGUGGGCGGUGCCGUGGGUGUGGGCGGCUGCUGCUCAGGUCCUGGGCAUAGUAAGCGGCGGCGCCAAACUCCUGGGGUUGGUGCAGUAGGCGGGGGCAGCCCGGAGCGUGAGGAGGUCGGUGCAGGCUACAACAGUGAAGAUGAAUAUGAAGCAGCUGCGGCCCGCAUCGAGGCCAUGGAUCCUGCAACCGUCGAGCAGCAGGAACAUUGGUUUGAAAAGGCCCUACGGGACAAGAAAGGCUUCAUCAUCAAGCAGAUGAAGGAGGACGGCGCCUGUCUAUUCCGGGCUGUAGCUGACCAGGUAUAUGGAGACCAGGAUAUGCACGAAGUUGUGCGAAAGCACUGUAUGGACUACCUGAUGAAGAAUGCUGAUUACUUCUCCAACUACGUCACAGAGGACUUUACCACCUACAUCAACCGGAAGCGGAAAAACAACUGCCACGGGAACCACAUCGAGAUGCAGGCCAUGGCGGAGAUGUACAACCGUCCUGUGGAGGUGUACCAGUACAGCACAGAACCUAUCAACACAUUCCAUGGGAUCCAUCAAAAUGAGGAUGAACCCAUCCGAGUCAGCUAUCAUCGGAAUAUCCACUAUAAUUCAGUGGUGAAUCCUAACAAGGCCACUAUUGGUGUGGGGCUGGGCCUGCCAUCGUUCAAACCAGGGUUUGCAGAGCAGUCCCUGAUGAAGAAUGCUAUAAAAACUUCAGAGGAAUCAUGGAUUGAACAGCAAAUGCUAGAAGACAAGAAACGAGCCACAGACUGGGAAGCCACGAAUGAGGCCAUAGAGGAGCAGGUAGCUCGAGAAUCCUACCUGCAGUGGCUGAGGGAUCAGGAGAAGCAGGCCCGCCAGGUCCGAGGCCCCAGCCAGCCCCGGAAAGCCAGCGCCACGUGUAGUUCAGCCACGGCAGCAGCCUCCAGUGGCCUGGAGGAGUGGACUAGCCGGUCCCCGAGACAGAGGAGUUCAGCUUCUUCACCUGAGCACCCCGAGCUUCAUGCUGAGCUGGGCAUCAAGCCUCCCUCCCCAGGCACUGUUUUAGCGCUUGCCAAACCUCCCUCACCCUGUGCACCAGGUACAAGCAGUCAGUUCUCGGCAGGGGCCGACCGGGCCACCUCCCCACUUGUAUCCCUCUACCCUGCUCUGGAGUGCCGGGCCCUCAUUCAGCAGAUGUCCCCCUCUGCCUUUGCAGGUCUGAACGACUGGGAUGAUGAUGAGAUACUUGCAUCGGUGCUGGCAGUGUCCCAACAGGAAUACCUAGACAGUAUGAAGAAAAACAAAGUGCACAGAGACCCGCCCCCAGACAAGAGCUGAUGGAAACCCGGGGACUGGACACCAUCUCCCCGACACCCCUUCCUGCCCUCCACUGCCACCCCACCUUCUUUGGCUUUCUUCCCUCUUGCCUCCUUCCCUUUUUCCCACUCUCUUUCCACCCUCCCCACCACCCUGGGGCUGGCCCGACACUACUCUCCUCGUAGCUGCCACAGCCACCACGUGCCCUGUUGCCCCCCCACCCUGCCCCGCACAGCACCAUCCCUGCAUUCCACAGGGGACUCGGCAAGGGUGCCAAAGGUUGGUGACAGGCCCCCAGACCACUUGACAGCCAGGUCAGCCCUAGAGGAGAUGCUCAGAAGAAAGUCUCCUGUGUGCCCUUCUGAGAUCAGAACACUUGCCACCCCACCCUCAGUUAUGUCCAGGACGUGGGAAGAGGUGAACAUUUCUUUUCCCAGUAACCCAAGAUUGUCUGAGCCUUCAAUGUUGAAGUUUUCUUUAUUAAUGUACUUUUAUCUCAUAAAACCAAGCAAUCAAAAAUGUAGAUGACAGCAUUGGCUCUGUGAAGGUGGCAUCUCUGGUUUAGGGACAGCAGGCUGGCUGCAGAACGCAGAGGGGGCACACUGCUGUCUUCUGGCCCCUGGCUUCUUGAAGGUGGACAUGGCCUGGGAUGUGAGUCAGGUUGGGGAGUGGGGUGGCAGGUGGCAGACUGGCUUUGGACAAUGAGACCCAGACCUUGCUGCAUUCCUUUUGCUUCCACCACCAAUAGUCUGGAAUCUCGAAAUGGGGGCCUUUCGGGGAACAUGGCUGCAUUCAGGAUCUGAGUGAAGGGAGUGGGAGCAGCCUUGGCAGAUGGGGCAUGUGUGCCCUGCAGGUGUUGACAAGAUCCACCAUCUGUAAUGUCCUUGGCACAAUAAAACCAAAUGUCAGUUUU
Messenger RNA from Octodon degus (degu), 3369 nucleotides. RefSeq names its product OTU deubiquitinase 5 (gene Otud5). The coding region runs from base 774 to 2477 and encodes 567 amino acids. Gene Ontology annotation, biological process: protein deubiquitination. Gene Ontology annotation, molecular function: K63-linked deubiquitinase activity; cysteine-type deubiquitinase activity. The transcript is spliced from 9 exons. The record is from RefSeq and is a predicted model, not a curated record. Lineage: Eukaryota; Metazoa; Chordata; Mammalia; Rodentia; Octodontidae.